AUGAGCUCAUCUCCCAGCCCCACCUACCAGCACGAGCAACAGCAGCUCUACCAACAGCAGCAACAACAACAACAAACGCAGCCGCAACAACAAACGCAGCAGCCGGUCUACCAGCAACAUCCGGUCUAUCAGCAGCAAUUCUACCAGCCGCAUCACCCCUACCAGUACCAGCAGCCGGAGGGCUACCAGUCGCCGCAUCAGCCCCCUUACCCAGAGUCCUACCAGCCGUCUCCCCAGCUUGGUUACGGACCCGCCCCGUAUCACCCGCCUCGCAAUGCCUCGCUCAUCGCCGAGACCAAGGCCAUGAAGGCACCGGGCGGAGUGGCCAUGUACCGAGCAAGCACGCUCCAGAGCCCCAAGCCAUCCACCUACGAGAAGAAGGAGGUUGCGCUGCCGACGCACAAGUACUUUCCCAGAGCCCCCAACCCCAUCAAAAUGCACAGAGCCCUGUCGGUCCCGUACCACGAUCGGCCUGGUCCUCCGCAGAUGCCCCUUCCUCAAGCGCCAUUUGAAGCACCCCCGGCGUACUCGUGUCUCUCGCCCGUCUCCCCGGCCUACUCCAACAGCUACUCCAACAGCUACGACGGACGACCGAGCUGGGAGCAGAACGACGAGCAGCGAUUUGCUUGGAGCCCCGCGCCCACCGUCGAGUCGGACACCCAGAGCAACUACAACUACCAGUAUGCCCACAGCGAUGACUGCUCCAUGUACCCUCCCAGCGCCGAAUCCCAGGAGAGCAUCGGCACCAUCCUCGAGUCGUUCAGUCCCUGCGGCCCCAAUGGAUGCGAGCGCCCGCAGCUGAUCCAAAAGAUGUACUUCCCCAAGCCCGUGGAGGUCCCCGAAUAUGUCAAGGAAAGCACGACCAAGCAGGAGCGACCCUUGCUGAGCGAGCUUCUCAGCCGCAGCUGCGAACGCCCGGAACAGGUCGAACAGGAAUACUGGCACUUUUCCGCCAUAUCCAAGUGGUUCAACGGCUCGCCUGAGAAGGGUCUUCCGCUCUUUGCGCUGUGGCCGCCCUGUGUCCGUGUGUACCAGUAUAUGGCCCCAAGAAUGCUUGGCAUCCCAAACGUCGACCUCAGGGUGUCCAAAGUAACUCCACGUCUGAGAAGGGCAGUCCUCCUGAUCAGCAGUCUCCAGUACCGAUGCUUCUACUGCGCUGCCCACUCGGCCGCCUCCGGAAGCGCCCUUCACGGCUCGUGGAGAGCGCAGGUCAAGCGGUCCAAGGAUCCGAACGACCUGGACCCCAUCGUCGAUCCGUUCGAUAGCCGCCUUGGCCAGGGCGAAAGCGAUGCGCUCUUCCUGGUUACCGCUGCCAGUGUGAUUCCGUCCAAGGUCAACCCGAGCCUGAAGCAGCAAGUCCGUGCCCACUAUAAGGAAGACGAAUAUCAGCAGAUCGCCUGCAUGUCUGCAUACAUUGGCUGGACGAACGCCAUCACGGACUCGCUCGGCAUGGAGCUGGAAGCCGGUGCCAUCCUGUGGGCCGAGGAGCAACUUCGCGACGCCGGAUGGGAGAGCAAUCGCCAUGCCCCCGAGACAUACGAUCCCCAUGCCCCAAAUGUCCAUCUCAAGCUGCAGGCCCAAGCCGAAGAGUCUGUCCCCAACAAGGGUCUUGGUCGGAUCGGCGAUUUGAUGCGACUCAUGAAGGUCAUGCAAGGCAGCAACUCUGCCGAGUCCCGCUGGACGCGUGGCUUCCCGUCGAACCACAGCCAGCUCGACAAGUGGCUCAAGUACACGCACGGAUUCGUUCCCGAAUACAUCCGAUGCAUGGUGAACAAGGAAGCCAAGCGAGCCGUCUGCUUUGCCCUGUGGCAGUUCCUGCUUCGUCCCAAGGGCUUUGCCGAUCCUUGCUUGAACGGCGACACCCCCGCCGAGUGGUCGCAUGGCGGCAAGGUGCUGCUGUGGUAUGUCUACACAGCCAACACCGGCAACCAGCUCCUCCAGGGCCACGCCGCCUUCCUGGCGCAUCAGAUGAAGGUGCCCCAGCACAUUCUUUCCGUUGCUGCUGCAGGAGGAUGUGUCGGCGACCGGCGCCUGGACUGUGCCCUCGACUUUAUCCGCCGAUCGGCCACGCUCAAGCGAGAGUACACCGCCAAGUCCAACCAAGAGCUCUACGCAGCCAUGAACUCGCCCGUGGGAGUCAUGGAGCUGGUCAGCUCCCUGGGUCUGUUCAACAUGCUCCACCGCCUGUCCGCCAUGCUUGCACCCGAGCCUCCUCGCUUUGAGCACGAGGUCAAGGCCUUCCUGUCGACCCUCGGCGCCGGACUGGGGCUGGAUCCCAACAAGGCUGGCCCUCAACGGGAUACCGAUGCCUCACCUCUGGAGUUUUUGUUGUAA
Polychytrium aggregatum is the source of this 2334-nucleotide messenger RNA. RefSeq lists its product as uncharacterized. The transcript is spliced from 8 exons. NCBI's taxonomy places the organism in Eukaryota, Fungi, Chytridiomycota, Chytridiomycetes, Polychytriales. The coding region runs from base 1 to 2334 and encodes 777 amino acids. The record is from RefSeq and is a predicted model, not a curated record.